GCUUAAUCUAAUAAAAUGUCACUACAAAUUAAUUUUAUUUCAGAAAUAAUUUUUUCUAUUUUACUAGAUUUUUCAAUGAUGCAAUCAUGCAAGGUUGUCGUCUGCUUUCGAAUUGUUGAAUUGAAAUUGGUCAUACACGAACAUGUUGUAUGUAAUUAGUAAAUCGAGACAUUUUUAAAUGAUGAUUCCAAAGAGAAAUUGUUACUUUUUGUGCAAAAAUGUAAUUGCUACACUGUUGUUUUGUACCUUUUUAUUUUUUUUGAUUCGCCAUUACUUGAGUUAUUCAUCCAGUGAAUCCAGCAAAAGCCAUCCAGAACACCUCUUUUUUGAACAGAAAAAUGUGACUCAGUCUGCAUCAGAUAUUUGGCGUAAAGAUGCUUCUGUGCAACAUGCAAAUGAUGCAGUUUUAUUGUCCCAUGAAACACAUGUAUUCUAUUACCCGUGGUAUGGAAAUCCAGAAGAUGAUUCAGUAUAUCUGCACUGGAAUCACGAGUACAUCCCAAACUGGGACAAACAAGACACCAAUAUAUAUCCUGUCGGGAAGCAUUCACCUCCAGAUGAUAUAGGUGCAAAUUUUUAUCCCCUGUUGGGUUGUUACAGUUCCAAAAAUCCUGCAACUGUGGCCCAACAUAUGAAGUGGAUAAGGCAAUCAGGAAUAGGAGUACUUGUUAUUUCCUGGUAUCCACCUGACUUGAGUGACAAAGAAGGAAAGCCAUUUGACCAACUUUUCCCAAUGUUUUUGGACUCUGCCAGAAUUUAUGGGCUGAAAAUUUCUUUUCACAUUGAGCCUUAUGAAGGAAGAACUCCUGAAAAUUUACGCAAAAACAUAGAGUACAUAAUAAACAAAUAUGGCAAUCACUCUGCCUUGUACAAAAUGCAAAAAUCUCGUUCAAAGAAACCUCUACCAGUUUUUUACGUAUACGACUCGUAUCUCAACUCUCCCAAUAGCUGGAGUUCCGUGCUGAGUAUUGGCGGGAAGGAGUCCAUCAGAAAUUCGGAUAUGGACGCUAUCUUCCUCGGACUAGUCGUCGAACUUCGUCACAAACAAGAUAUUGUGUCUGGAGGGUUUGACGGAUUUUACACAUAUUUUGCUGCCAACGACUUUUCCUAUGGAAGUUCGUGGAAAAAUUGGAAAAGUUUGUCUGCGUUUGCUAGAAAGAAUGGGCUCUUGUUUGUUCCGUCCGUUGGUCCCGGUUACAAAGACACUCAAGUCCGUCCGUGGAAUGCCAAGACCACCAGAGAACGCAAAAGCGGGAAGUACUACAAAGUAGCUUGGACGACGGCACUCCAGACUAGUCCACCGUUAAUUUCCAUCACCUCUUUCAACGAGUGGCAUGAAGGAACACAGAUAGAACCGGCUGUUUCGAAAACAAAUAAAGGUUACGUCUACAAUGAUUAUUCACCCGGUGAACCAGAUUUCUACCUAAACUUGACUAGACAGUUUGUGUCCCAGUAUCGAGAAAUCCUGUUGAAAAAAACUUGAUGCUUAAGAAAUUCCAUUUUAUAUCAAACACAUUCACAAGUUUUUUUCUUUUGGGAAAGAAAAAAAAAGAAAUAAAUGAACUCGUGACAUUUAUAAAAUUGACUUUGGCUCCAUUCCUUAUUCACAUUUCGGAUAUCAUGA
This is a messenger RNA of Daphnia pulicaria, 1624 nucleotides long. RefSeq names its product glycoprotein endo-alpha-1,2-mannosidase-like. Gene Ontology annotation, cellular component: Golgi apparatus. The record is from RefSeq and is a predicted model, not a curated record. The transcript is spliced from 7 exons. Lineage: Eukaryota; Metazoa; Arthropoda; Branchiopoda; Diplostraca; Daphniidae. Gene Ontology annotation, molecular function: alpha-mannosidase activity. Bases 179 to 1483 code for a protein of 434 amino acids.